GCAAGCGAGGAAGGCGCGAAAGUGUCCAAUGGUCAUCGGCGCCGCUCCAUUCUCCCGUUCUGCUAUAGACUGGCGAUCUCGCUCCCGAAUAGUUUAGGGAUUCGUGUCGGCGCUACUCGAUUUGAUCGAGUCAAGCGGAGUGGCCAAUGCUUCCUUGAUGGGAAAGCCCGAGGUGCUUGAUAUCGGGAUCUCGGCGGCGGAGACAGCUGCCGUCGCCGACGCUCCUUGUUCCUUUGUGGCGGGAAUUAGAAGGUUUUCCAGCGUUAGAUGCGGUAUAGUGCUUCUCCUCACCAUCGGCGUCCUUAUAUCCACCAUCUUCUGGAUCGUUCCGAUGAUACGCUUCCGCUCCGGGUUCGUUCCUGAUGACGCUGAGGCGGCUUCUGCUGAAAUACAGGCUGGUUUCAUUCUGCAAAAGCCAUUGUCACUCCUCACUAUGCACAUUAAAAGACUUGAAUAUGAUAUCCUCGAGGAAAUAGGGGUUCCUAAUUCAAAGGUCUCUAUAAUUUCUAUGCAACCCACCACUUCAAAAAAGUCUACUUCUGUUGCCUUUGGUGUUCUUCCUGAACCAAGACAUGCCUCCAUAAGCUUACCAGCGCUCAGCUUGUUGAGAUCAUCUUUGAUUGAGUUGGUUCUCCAGCAAAUUAAUCUUACUUUGAGUCCAUCUAUUUUUGGAGAAACAUUUUCUUUUGAGGUUUUGAAGUUUCCUGGUGGGAUCACUGUCAUUCCUCCCCAAACAUCUUCUAUUUGGGAGAGGACGAAUGCUCUUUUUAACUUCACAGUAAGCAACUCCAUCGGUCAUAUCCAGGAAAAUAUGAAUGAACUAAAAGAGCAGCUUAAAUUAGGAUUGCAUCUUAGACCGAAUGAGAAUAUAUAUGUACAGAUGACAAAUGUCCAUGGUUCAACCAUAUCGCCUCCCGUUACACUUCAAGCUUCCAUUUUGUCUGAUUAUGGGAGUGGCAGUCUUUUACCUAAAAGAUUGAGACAACUAGCUGACGCUAUUAUGGGCUCACAUGUACAAAAUCUUGGCCUUAAUCAUUCUGUUUUUGGUGAAGUCAAAUCUGUAGUUUUGACUUCUUACCUCAACAAUUCAAUUUCAUCCUUAGAUACCUCAAGCCCGCCUCCCUCUCCCUCUCCCUCUCCCUCUCCAUCUUCUUCUCCAUUUGAAGAAUGCCCUUAUAAUACUGGUUCUCUUUCACCUUGCUCCCCUACUAUAGAUCAAGAUGAUUUUCAGCCACCUUGUCUCUUUUGUAAAUAUUUGUCUCGAACACUGUCACAUGCUUCUGAUCAUAGAAUUGACUCCAAACCAGCUUACUUUUCAAAUUCAGCUGCACCUAACCAAUCCCCGCACAAGGGAUACAACUCACCACGACUGAUCGCACAGAGUGCACAUACAGUAUUUUUUGAUUCCACGUUGCCAGUGCAAGACAGAGAAAGCAUCAAGGAUUCAGCAUCAAUGCUGCCUGACUCGUUGCCAGUCUCAUCAUCUUCUACCUAUGGAAUUAAAGCAGAAUUGCAUGAUGGAUCAUUAUUGAUAUUGACAGCGGUCACUUUGGCAUGCGUUUCUCUGGCUGCUGUACAAUGACCAUACCUGUUGUAUGGCACUGGGAAGAAGCAUUACGUAGAAACAGGUUUGCAGAAAUUAGUUCACCACAUGAACAGAUGAAGGCGUGGACAUGUUACUCCCCUAUAGAGUCAUAACCCGCAUGACACGUAGGACUAAUUAUACGAGCUGAGGCAAAGUAUAUGUUAAGUGUAGAUAAAAUUAUAUAUAUUUUAUCGGCCAGUAGCUGCGAAGUUGGCAGCUCUCUUAUCUCAAAUAUCGUCAGUUAUUACCUUUUAUUGUUCUCGUCGAAGGCUGAGAACUCGCUGGCAGCAUUUGGAUUCUCUUUAAUUUACAUUUUCAUCGAGUGUAAAGAGAACAAUAUAAUGUAAUAAAAAUGGCAAAAUAAUUCUGUGACUUUUUUAGAUGUCAUCUCAAUACUAGUUUGUAAAAAUAUUAAUUUAAUCAUCAGAUCUAGUCAUCGGGUUAUUCUGAUGAUUAUUUCAGCUCAAUAUUAUAGGAGAUCGGGGAUUAAUUUAGUAUUUUU
Phalaenopsis equestris is the source of this 2087-nucleotide messenger RNA. RefSeq lists its product as uncharacterized. Bases 158 to 1582 code for a protein of 474 amino acids. NCBI's taxonomy places the organism in Eukaryota, Viridiplantae, Streptophyta, Magnoliopsida, Asparagales, Orchidaceae. The record is from RefSeq and is a predicted model, not a curated record. The transcript has 5 exons.